AUGAGGUCCAGUGAUCCCCAGGGUCGCACGGCCAUGCUUAUAAUCGAGCAGGCUGCCAAGUGCAGAAGCCUCCUGCUGGUGCUUCAGACCAGAGUUCCUCUGCUGAAGGGCUGUGCCGGCUCCACUCAAGGAUGUAGGCUGAAGGACCAAGCACAACUCAGAGAUUCAAGAUGGUGGCGGCCAGUUGAGUACAAGCGGAGCAACACAUCUGAUAUUCCCGCGAGAACUCCACCUCCUCUAUACUGGCAGCCUCAGCAGCCCUGCCCACAGCCUGUCUGUCAGGGAGAUACUGUGCUCUAG
Rangifer tarandus platyrhynchus (Svalbard reindeer) is the source of this 300-nucleotide messenger RNA. NCBI's taxonomy places the organism in Eukaryota, Metazoa, Chordata, Mammalia, Artiodactyla, Cervidae. The record is from the annotation of a GenBank genome assembly.